GUCAAAAGCUAAUCUAGAGGAGAUGCAGUGUGAUCUCGCAAAGAAGAGCGCCACCAUUAGUCUUCUGGAAGCCAAGCUCACCCUGAUGGCAGACCGGAUGGAGCAGCUCCAGCAGUCGGAGAGGAUGGAGAAAGAUCGUGUGGAGAGGCAGAAGGCUUCCAGGAGAGAGCUCCAGAACAACAUCAAGCUCCUAAAGCUUGACAACACCAGAAAGGAGACCCUGAUUCAACGUCUCCGGGAUCUCGUUGAAAUCCUGAAGACAAAUUGCUUGAGGAAGAAACGAGGUGGGUUUCGAUACAAAGUGAGGAAUACCGUCGAUCAUGCCGCCAUUGCAUCAAUGCCUAACAUCCGCUGUGAUGUCCUUGACGUGGAAGACAUUCUACCCUUCACUGGUUACAAGCUACCAGGAGAUCUUGGCGACAUGCGAAUCCUCGGCAAAGGCACCUACGGAAUGGUUUACCUUGGUCGAUAUGCUAAAGAUGGACAAAACAUCGCCAUCAAGAAACCCACCUUGCCGUCCAGCUAUUGCGGAGAUUUGGUCAAGGAAGAGAGGCACCUGAUGAAGGGAAGGGCCGUGAAGGAGUCACUGCUGCAGCAAUUGCUGUCGGGUUCAACAUACUUCCCCAAGAUACUUGGUAUGGUCACCAUUGAUGAAGACAUGUGUACUGUGAUGGAUUUCAUAGGCGAUAGAGCGACUGGGAAGACCUACCCACUGUAUCAAGCUCUCACUCGCUUCAUGCCUAACCCAAGACUUGACGUGAGCAACCUGUUCAAGGUCUGCCAAGACAUCAUCAAAGGCAUCAUGGAGCUACAUGAGAGAGGAUUCCUUCAUAACGACUUGAAGUCAAACAAUGUCCUGUUGGAGAAACGAAGCCAGCGGUGGCACGCCGUAAUCAUCGAUCUCGGACUGGUCAGCACCAUCGCCUAUGCCAACCAAAAGCGAUUCUCUGAGGAGAAAAAGGCCGAAUACAGAGCUGGCAAGGGUUGUUAUUUCUUGGCUCCUGAAGUUGUCCUGUAUGGGGAACGAUACUCAGUGGCAUCCGACAUCUUUUCCUUCGGGGUGCUCCUCAAGUCCAUCGCGAAAAAGAUCGAGGUGGAAGAGGUACAGGUGCUUGCAGACAGUUGCUCAAAGCAGGAUCCACUCGAGAGGCCACAGAGCAUGGAAGAAAUCCUCCACCAAAUGGAAGCUAUUACUGCCUGCUACUGAAGACAAGAGGUCGGUGAGGAUGAAUUAGGACGAACUGGUCUCAUGCUUGGUACUAAAAUUGACUACUAAGAGGUUGUUCGUGUGAACGCAGGGUAAAAUAAGAAUGGUUCUGCCUCAGUCCUGUAUGGAGUUUACAUCGCAUCAGCAAGAACCAUUGACUGCCUUGAGCCAUUAACAGUAGCAGUUGGUAUUCAUCACCAAACCAACUACAGCUAUGUUCAUGUAUGAGAUCCCGAAGUCCCAGCAUCCUCGACAAGACAUUCACCAAACUCAAAGGCAUCCAGAUAUUGAGACAAGAUAUGAGCCAUGCCUUUCACAUAGUAUGGUAAUGAUCCUUUAAAAAGAAUAAAAAACACAGAACUCCCAUCAAGUGUUGUUUACAAAAACGUCAGGAAACCGUAUCAUCCAAAGUUCUUCAGUAACAGCUAACCAGGGUGAAGAAGGUAACAAAGCAUUGAGAAUGAAGUGCUACCAAAUCUGUCGGUCAAACAUGUCAGGAAACUUCUAGCUCCAAAGUCCUCUAACAACUUUAAUAAGAACAGAAACCCCUUCACGAAAGUUGACGAAACAUUAAAGUUCCCAAAAUGACUGUUACCUAACCCACAACAACCGAAGGUCCGCAUAAUCCAUCCUGUCUUGGUCAAACAAAGGCCAUUCCUUCCGUUAGUACUUUUUCAGUCAAGCAGUAAGCAAUUGAUGACAGGAAAGCAUGGAUAAGAAACUCUUCCAAAACUACUCCUUGACAAGACAUGAAACAUGCAUUCCCAAAGUCUCCUUGUAACGAUGAUUACAAAGUAUUUAGAGCAGAGACUCCCAUUCAUAAUGAUGGUCAGGCAUUAAGUAACUCAAUGAAACGCCUGGAAACCUCACCAAAGCCUACCAACAAGGAGACAAGAAAGAUAUAGGAAGAAAAGCUCAUUUAACAGUAUUGGUCAGACAUUAGCCGUUCCUCAUGUUCGUGAGACUUCUCAUCAUGCCCAACACAAGAGGCCCCUGUGAAGAAUGUUAAAGAACACAAACAACGAAGGUUUCCAUGAAACCUUCUGGUUAGAACUGCCAACCAUAGAAAUCGGGCAAGCCACGUUGGCAACAAAGUACAAAGACCAGAAGAUCCCUGAGGAAUGUUGUUCAAACACUGUCGACUCCUCAGGUAGCGUUCUUCCCGAAAUUGCAUUGAUGAAAAAAUUCUUCAGCAACCGAAUAUCCUUUCAAAAUUUUGUUUAAAGACUGGCAACUCCCUAAGAUACCCGGAAAUAUUCAUCAUCAAAAUCCCUCAACAGAGAUGACAAUGCAGCACGGAGGACAGAGACUUUCUUUAGCGUCUUGAUCAAAGUGUCGUCAAGAAAGCAACAUAAAUACCCAACG
Molecule: messenger RNA, 2572 nt
Organism: Lytechinus variegatus (green sea urchin)
Lineage: Eukaryota; Metazoa; Echinodermata; Echinoidea; Temnopleuroida; Toxopneustidae
Product: probable serine/threonine-protein kinase DDB_G0281745
Exons: 3
Coding region: 23-1207 (394 amino acids)
Biological process (GO): actin cytoskeleton organization; protein phosphorylation
Cellular component (GO): cytoplasm; nucleus
Molecular function (GO): ATP binding; protein serine/threonine kinase activity
Source: RefSeq, a predicted model, not a curated record